ACAACAAGUAUGUUUAAAAUAUUUGAAAUUCAAAAGCUGUGAAGGAAAUAUAUAUUGUACUAAAUGUUGUUAGACAAUAUUCUAACGAGCGUUGGGUGACCAUUGAAGUAUUUUAUUUAACACAAACAUUUGUGAUGAUCAUGUAUGAAACAUCUUCGAGUUGAAGAAUAUCAAAACCAUUGCUUCUAAACACUGAAAAUGGAUUAUAGAAGAAGUUCACACGCUGGAGCCAGUAGUACGAUGUCGCAGGAAACAUAUCAGAGACAGAAAAAAGAACUUCAAGGCUUCCUGAUCAAAUUUUACAAACAUAGAUGUAGUUCAAUGCCUCUCUCACCGCUUCUUGAAGAAACAGAGACACAUCUAGCUGGGUUUUACGUGAUGCCAGAUAUAGUAGCCGUAAAACAGAAGUCCCUAACUUGUAAUGAAGAGAAGAAAAUACCGAUCGAGUCUCUGAGGGACCUGUUUUCAACCAGAAGUGGAGAUCAGCAAGAAAUCUAUCUAUUAGCUGAUGCAGGCUUAGGAAAAACUGCUUUCUCAAAAUAUCUUGCAAUCACGUGGUGUCAAGCUCAUUGUCAUGAUGACAACUACGCAUGUUUUACAGACGACGAGUUAAAAACAUUAUUUGACUUUGAGUUCUUAUUUUUGGUUUUCUUAAGAGACUGCACCUCUGUUUGUAAUAUUGACGAUAUGAUUGAACAGCAAAUAACUAAGAAACUUCCUUCAUCAGCAUCUCUACAUGAAGUUUUAUGUAGAGAAAAAUGUUUGAUUAUAUUGGACGGUCUUGAUGAAUGGAAUCACCCUGUAAAUAGUUGUUGCGAAGUAACAGAAACAAUUCCACAUCGGUACCUACGUGAUAAUUGUGUUAUCCUAACGACAACUCGACCGUGGAAGCUUGGUGUGGCAAAUCUGAAAACAAGUCAAAUAAACAAAAAAGUAGAAUUGGUUCAAUUAAAUGCAGAUUCUGCGCGGCAACUAGAAGAAAAUGCUAUAAGAAAAAUGACCGGUGUCCAUGACGAUAGAGUACUGAAGAGUAAAACACGGGACUUGAAUAGAGUGAUACGUGACCGUGACCUAGAGCAUAUGCAAGUGAUUCCACUCCUCCUCAUGUAUAUAGUUUGCUUAUGGUGUAACAACAUUUCAAUAGGAAAUUCAAAACAAGAAAUUUACACCAAUAUUAUUGAAUUUCUAUUAUCGAGAACGUCAAAGAAACACCCGGAAGUUCAACCGUCUCGUAAAUCGUCUGUCAGCGAUAUCCCAGAAUAUUUCAGAAGUCAUAUAUUUUGUAAAAAGUUUUACAGUCUUAUUACAUCAUUAGCAGAACUAGCUUACAAAACAUUAUGUAAUGAAAACAAAGAAAACACGCUGGUAUUUGAUGGAAUGAUUGCUGAAACAUAUCUCAAAGCAGACGAUAUGAAAUUAGGUUUUCAUUCAGGAAUAUUGUCAGAAAGUAGAAGUAAAACUUUAAUCAAUGAAAUUAUUAAAGUAUCAUUUGCUCACAAAAAAAUUCAAGAAUUCUUUGCCGCCAUAUUUAUAAGUAACGCUCAGACAAAAUUUGUAGACAAAUGUAGAAAUAUUCAAGACAUUUUGGACAUGUCAAAAAUUUGUGAAUUUAUAAGUGGACUGAAUGCUGACCUGAUGUGUGCAAUAUCAAAUGAUUUGAUGUCUGUGAUAAAUGAAGACGAGAUAACACGCGACUAUAGAACUAGGACAGAUGGCGAGGGCUUCAUGUGCAAUAAUCCAUUGUAUAACAUACAGAAAAUGUUCAUGUCGUGUUUACAAGAAAUGCCUGAAAGUGAAAAUAUUCAAUUAUGUUUACAAGAUUUCUUCAUUGACAAGGACACCAUGCACAGUGGGCAGUUACAACGUUUGUUAAAACAAAAUAUAACUAACGUAAAAUCACUUUAUAUAGACAUCAGAUAUACUUCCAGCAGUUUACGUGAAAUUAUAGAUUUAUUCGCUCUCACAGAUCUCAGUCAUAUACAGAAACUUUACUAUUUUGGUGACAGGGAGAAGGAGGCUGAGAUAAAUCAGAUAUUGGUUCCCUGUCUACGGCACGUAAAAUUGCGGUGUGGUAAAUGGACAAAUGAUGAAGGAAAUCUGAGUGAAAACUUGGCGCGAUGUCACAACUUACAAUAUCUAGAUAUUGAACAGUUCACGUUCUCUCACAAAAAACUGGAAACAUUUUUCAAUUUUAUCUCUGGUCAGAAAUCAAUGAAAGAGCUAACAUUGACGAGGUUUCACUGUAAAGAACACUGGCGCCAUGAUUGUAAGAGAUGGAACUUGGACUUGUCUCAACAUUCAACUCUAUCAAAGUUAUACUUGCAGCUGUUACCUAGGCUACAAUUAAAUCUAUCAACACCAUCGUUAGUUAAUGUUACGUUGAGGUACAUAAAUCUAGAUGAAAGUUCAUUGUUACUGUCACGUGACAUGUUGAAUAUUGAACGUGUGGAGUUGAGGUAUAUAGAAAUGUCUGUAGGAAGUUUACAGAACUUUAUAACUGUGCUGGAAAAUCUGCCGCAGUCAGUUACAGUGAAGAUGGCCGCCAUAGAACCGGAAACAUUAUAUGAAUGUGUAAGAGAAAAUAUUCGGAGAUCACAAACUUUUCAUGUGAUACGAGACGUCAGGCGGGAGAUUGAGUUCAAAACAAUAAAAACAAGCAAAGAAUAGACAAAAACAAUAACUUGUGAAAUUAGCUAAAGAGAAUAAUUCAAUACUUUUAAAUGAAAACACUCAGAAAAAAUAGACUCAUGAAACUUAACUUUUUCGAUUUAGUUUAUUUACAUUUAGGGUUAUGAUUAACAAUUUGGAAGCUAAUUAAGAGACAGUUGUUAUAUUUUUCAAAUAAAAACAUUUUGACGUUUUUUACGGAAUUAAUUGAUAUAAAAUUCGUAAAACAUUUAUUAGGAGAUAUAAAUAUUUGACAGCGGCCGUGGAAUAUUUGUGAUGCAGAUUCAAUGGUGACAUCAAAACAAUGAAAAUAGACUACUUCAUCAACAUAGACUAGUUUCUUUCUUGCCAAGAAGUUCAGCUUCAGUUACAUACAGGGAUGAUUAGAGCUUUACUCCUGGUUUCCGGCUUAUUGAAAACAAACUCGGAAGCAAAUUGUUUCACAAUAAUCAACGUUUCGUCCCAGUACCAUGUGCAUGCUUCUGAUUCCUGGUUUAAAUGUAAAAAGACAAAAUAAUUUGUGUAUCACAAGUGUCCUACUUGUACCUGUUUUCUCCAAUACGAUCGCAAAUCACCAUGACCGCUGUCAAAUGUUUAAGAACUCUAAAAACUCCUUUAAUUGAGGCUAAAACUUUAGAAAAGUUAACGCAAAUGAAACCGCGACUCUAAUAGCAGCCGUAAUGAAACUUGUGUAGAAAACAUUUGUAAUAAAAAAAGUCUAAUCUAAAUAUUUCUACUUAAAUUCAUAUUUUUUUCCGCAAUUUAAGAGUUAAAUGAUAUAACAUUUAGAAUUGUAAAACAACAGUGAUUUUACUAUUAAGUUGAUAAUAAAGCCUAGUAUAUAGCGUCCUUUAAGAAUUCAGUUCUGUAUUACAUGAAUUAUUGUAUGAGUUUGAUGAAAGUUUCACGGUUGUGUUUUUAUUAGUUCAUUUUUCUGCAGUAAUAGUUGCUUAUAACAUAAAUGAAACUUUAGAAAAAAGAUUAACUGUUGAUCUAUAUGUAUUUACAUGUAUAAGUGUACAUGCUUUUUGCUAUGAAGAUUUUAUAUACAAUUAUGGUAGAAACGCUUAGAUAUUCAUUAUUCAUGAAAAUCUUUGCUUGUUUAAGGCAAUCUUAUAUGUAUUUUUUAACAUUUUUUUAUAAAUGUUUUACCCUGUAGAUUUAUCAAACAGUGUAGUGACUUAUUUCUUUAUGUAUAUAUAUUCUUUAUGUAUAUUUUAGACAAUACUUUCUUGUGGAUUUCAAGAGCCAGGAUUAAUUUCUUUAAUGCAUAAGUUAUGUGUUCUAUAACAGUAAUUAAAGGCUUUUUUUUUAAAUGUUAUAAGCUCAGCAAAUACACUGGCCUUGAGGGUAGGGUUUUAUUGACUUAUCUUUGCUAUUACAAUGCAAAAAUAAGUACCUUAAUUUAUAUUUUAUCACUUAAUUUCAACACGUUAAAUGUAAUUGUUCGGAAAGUAAGUGCCUAAGCUUAUAUAAUAUCACUUGGUUUAUACAAGUUAUAUGUAAUUUUGGGAAAAGUUAGUGCAAAUGCCUAUACUUAAUUUUGUGUAAGUUAUAUGUAAUUAUUGGAAAAAGUAAGUCUAAGCUUUUAUUAAAUCACUUGGUUUGUACAAGUUAUAUGUAAUUAUUCGGGAAUGUAGGUGCCUAUGCAUAUAUUUAAUCACCUAGUUUGCACAAGUUAUAUGUAGAUAUUGGGAAAAGUAAGUGCCUAGGCUUAUUUUUAAUUACUUGUUUUGUACAACUUACGUGUAAUUAUUGUGAUAAAUAAGUACUACUAAGUUUUUAUUUAAUCACUUAAUGUGUACAAGUUAAAUGUAAAUAUUUUAGAAAGUAAGAGCCUCAGUUUAUAUAUUUAAUAUCUUCGGUUGUACAAGUUAUAUGUUCGUAAAUAUCUUGGAAAAAAGUAAGUGUCUGAGCUUUUAUUAAAUUAUUUAUUUUGUACGAGUUAUAUUUAAUUAUUGUGGAGUAAAGUGCCUUAUGAAGGGAGAUAACCUUGUGUUUGUUUUCAUUGUUUUAUGUGAUUAGUAUGGUC
Ruditapes philippinarum (Manila clam) is the source of this 4699-nucleotide messenger RNA. RefSeq lists its product as uncharacterized. NCBI's taxonomy places the organism in Eukaryota, Metazoa, Mollusca, Bivalvia, Venerida, Veneridae. The coding region runs from base 199 to 2667 and encodes 822 amino acids. The record is from RefSeq and is a predicted model, not a curated record. The transcript is spliced from 5 exons.